Messenger RNA from Papaver somniferum (opium poppy), 1522 nucleotides. Its product is annotated as 54S ribosomal protein L19, mitochondrial-like. Gene Ontology annotation, molecular function: large ribosomal subunit rRNA binding; structural constituent of ribosome. The transcript has a single exon. Gene Ontology annotation, biological process: translation. Lineage: Eukaryota; Viridiplantae; Streptophyta; Magnoliopsida; Ranunculales; Papaveraceae. The record is from RefSeq and is a predicted model, not a curated record. The coding region runs from base 878 to 1345 and encodes 155 amino acids. Gene Ontology annotation, cellular component: ribosome; large ribosomal subunit.
GAUCCACGUUCUACGUCCAUGAUACGUAAAUCACUUCCAAAAGACUAGGACACCUUCUUCACACGUCCCACGUCAUGGGACUCUACAUAAACUUGUUCAAUAAUUCCUAAAUAUUAGGAUUAAGGUAAACCGUGUUUGAAUUACAAAUCCAACAAAUCAGGCAUGAUAAUUAUUUAAAUAUUAUGUCCUAGUCUCUGAGGAACACCAAAUCUUUUUUCUUAAUUGACAGAUUAUAUUUCCAUCUUUGCCGUAACAUUUGCGAGAUUACCAUUCGUUCCCAAAGAACUCUAUCAUGUACCACUGAUCUAUUCCACUGCUGUUGGUUCCGAACAAUAUAGUUUCGGUAUUGAUACGAGUCAUACGACGGCUUCAAAAAACAUCCCCAGAUGAUAAAUAAAAUUCAUAGUAUGAGUUACCGAUUAUAUUGCAAUACCACAUGUUGUUAUCGGAUGAGAAUGCAUGCUCUGUUCACAAAUAAAUUUAAAGGAGUGGCAAAUCUCAAGGUGGUGGUGGAGUUGGGAAGAAGAUGUAGUUGGUGUCAUGGUGGAGAUGGAGAACAAGUUGUCCCUAAAUUAGGUUUUUAAUGUUUAGUUGUUGGGUGAUUUCAUUUGUUGGUGUAAAUAAAAAAAGUCAAGAUAUGCAUUUAGGAAAAAUGAAAAUUUAAAUGGGUGAUACAUAGGAGAAUAGGGGAUGGGAAUUUACGUGGAUUGGAAAUAGGGAAAGUUGGGAUGGGAAUCAGGUAAAACCCUUUCCUUCGGGAAAAAAGAAGAAGUAGAAUUUCGUUCGUCCUAUUAUACUCCUGCAAACAAUUUCAUUUCUCCCGGAACCAUUUCUCUGCCAAAGAAAGAAAAAAAAAACUCAAAAAGUUUCGGUUCCUAUGGCAUCACUGAAAGAAAUCUUAACAAGAAGACCAAUAUCAGCAACAAUAAGAUCAACAGUACCAGCAGGAGGAGCAAGACCAGCGCCACCAGUUGGUCCAGCAUUAGGUCAGUAUCGUUUAAACCUAAUGGCAUUUUGUAAAGAUUUCAAUGCAAGAACACAAAAAUACAAACCCGAUACACCAAUGGCAGUAACAAUCACAGCAUUUAAAGAUAAUACAUUUGAGUUCACUGUGAAAUCUCCAUCUGUUACUUGGUAUUUGAAAAAAGCUGCUGGGAUUGAAUCUGGUAGUGGCCGUUCUGGUCAUGUUGUUGUUGCCACUUUAACACCUAAACAUAUUUAUGAGAUUGCCAAAGUUAAACAAUCUGAUCCUUACUGUCAGUAUAUGAGUCUAGAAUCGAUUUGUAAAUCGAUUAUUGGGACUGCUAAUUCUAUGGGUAUUAAAGUUCAGGACGAAUUGGAUUGAGAUAUUACAACAGCGGAGAAGGAUUUGGAUUUAAUAGUUUGAAAAAUUGGGUAGAUUUUUAGUUUUGGGGUUUAUUUGUUCUAUAAGUUUGGUUGUUGGUGAUGAAUGAAAAGUACUUUGUUUAACAAUGAAUUGAAAGUGUUAUGUGAAAUGAGGAAUGAAACCCUUUGCUCUGAA